AGCGUGAUAGCAGCCGAAGCACGGAAGCGUUAAAUCCCACACUCAAACAUUAAAAAGUAAGGCUCCAAAUCAGUGCGCCCGCAUUGACAUCGACCCGGAUCAGCUGACUGUUGUCCGGUCAACAACAACUGAACUCGUUAUUGGAAACAUGCCAGGAGCCGAAUGCUGGCUGAGUCCUUUCCUGCAUCUCGGACACAAGCAAAGACUGGAAGCAGGUGACCUCUACACAAUACUUCCUGAAGAUGAAUCGGAAGUACUUGGACAAGACCUGCAGAGGUGCUGGGAACUUGAAGUUAAAAGGGCAACCAAACAACUACGGAAGCCCACACUGACCAAAGUCCUUAUUAAGUGCUAUGGGAAGUCUUUCGCCGUCGCGGGAAUCUUUGCGUUUUCCUUGGAGGCCGUAAAAGUCAUCCAGCCACUUCUUCUCGGGAGAAUAAUCAUGUUCUUUGAGAAUGCUGACAGCGCUGACCAGAGCAGUCUUUGCAUGGCGUACGGCUGCGCUGCCGCCAUGUGCGUCUCCACCUUCGGCUUGACCAUCUUCCAGCAUCUCCACUACUAUUUUGUCCAAAGAACGGGCAUGAGGAUGAGAGUGGCCUUGUGUCGUGUAAUAUACUGCAAGGCUCUUCGUCUCAGCAGCCAAGCGAUGGGACAAACGACCACGGGCCAAAUCGUAAACCUCCUUUCAAAUGACAUCACCCGUUUCGAUGAGAUUACCCUCAAUCUGCACUACCUGUGGGUGGGACCCUUGCAGGCGGUUGUGGUCAUCGCUUUUCUCUGGUACGAGAUUGGUCCCUCGUGUCUGGCAGGCGUGGCUGUUCUCCUCCUCAUGUUGCCCAUGCAGACAUGGUUUGGAAAACUUUUUGGAAUCUUCAGGACCAAAUCAGCGGUCCGAGCCGACAGUCGGAUCCGCAUCAUGAACGAAGUGGUGUCUGGCAUCCGAAUCAUCAAGAUGUACGCUUGGGAAAUCCCCUUCUCAGCUCUCGUCACAGAGUCCAGAAGAAAGGAAAUCGACCAGAUCAUGAAGAGCUCCUACCUGCGAGGACUCAACAUGGCGACGUUCUUCGCCAGCAGUAAGAUUGUGGUGUUUGUCACCUUCGCGUUGUACGCCGUGCUGGGCAACGACGUCAGCGCCAGCCGAGUGUUCGUCACCGUGUCCCUGUACGGAACCAUCAAGAUCACCGUCACGCUGUUCUUCCCGCUGGCCGUCGAAAAACUCUCCGAGACCAUCGUCAGUGUCCGUAGGAUCAAGAACUUUCUCCUGCUGGAUGAAAUGAAUAGAAGAAAGCUGACGCUGGAGGAAAAGAACCCAAACACCAUCGAGAUGACGAGUUUGACGUGCUACUGGGAUAAGCUUCUGGAUUCACCGUCUCUGCAGAACAUCUCUCUCACAGUGGAGUCACAUCAACUGGUGGCUGUAAUCGGACCCGUGGGGGCCGGCAAGUCGUCCCUGCUGAGCGCCAUCCUGGGCGAGCUGUCUCACGACGCCGGAACGAUGGCGGUCAGAGGUCAACUCAACUACGUAUCGCAGCAACCCUGGGUGUUCCCUGGGACCAUCCGCAGUAACAUCCUGUUUGGGAGAGGGCUGGAUCCCCAAAAGUAUCAGCGUGUACUGAAGGCCUGUGCCCUAAAAAAGGACCUGGAGCUCCUCCCCGAUGGAGACCUGACCCUCAUCGGGGACAAGGGAGGCACCCUCAGCGGCGGGCAGAAAGCUCGCAUCAACCUCGCCAGAGCGGUCUACGAGGAAGCAGAUAUCUACCUCUUAGAUGAUCCUCUGAGUGCUGUGGAUGUCGAAGUGGGGAAGUAUCUCUUUGAAGCGUGCAUCUGCGGCCUGCUGAAGAACAAGUGUCGUAUCCUGGUUACUCACCAACUUCAGAAUCUGUGCUCGGUCGAUCGGAUUGUGGUGGUCAAGGAGGGUCGUAUCGUGGCCCAGGGAACCUACAGGGAGUUGCAGAGCUCUGGCCUUGAUGUGGGCUUCCUGCUCCAAAGCCAGGAGGAGCAGGACCAUCCCUAUCUGGCAGCCAACUGCGACAAGGAGUCCAUCUGUAGCAAGAGGACCAAUCACUCCAACAGCUCAGUCUACUCGCACGGCGCCCUCCUGCCCCCAGAAUGCAACGGCCCUGACCUGCUUCCCGUGGAGAGUGCGCACGCUGCUGAGGAGGAGUCUCGUGCCGAAGGAAAUGUCAGCAGGGACAUUUAUGUCAAGUAUUUUACCGCCCACUGUCACCCUCUGACCUUAUUGGCCAUUCUGCUGCUCAGUGUCACCGCUGAGGUUGCGUAUAUUCUGCAGGACUGGUGGCUGGUGGUCUGGGCCAAAGAUGAGCUCAAUAACAACACCACCACGGCGGUGACGGUUGAGAAAAACGCCAACGAGACCGGCUCACUCCAAGACAACGGUCUCCCAUUUUAUUUGGGCGUUUAUUCUGGUUUGACAGCAGCCGUCGUGAUCUUGGGCUACGCCAGGAGCUUAGUGAUCUUUCACGGGCUGGUGCGAUCCACCCAGACGUUGCACAACCGCAUGUUCAACGCCGUCCUGCGCACCCCAGUGCUCUUCUUUGACGUCAACCCCAUAGGAAGAAUUCUCAACCGCUUUUCCAAAGAUAUCAACCAGAUGGACUCCCUGUUACCACUCAUCUUUGUGGACUUCUAUCAACUUUUUUUGCAGAACGUGGGCGUUUUGGCCGUGGCCGCCUCCAUCAUCCCUCUCCUCCUGGUCACCGUCGCCCCGCUGCUGUUCCUCUUCCUGUACCUGCGCCGUUACUACCUCUGCACGUCACGCGACAUCAAACGUCUGGAGUCCACGGCACGCAGUCCCGUCUUCUCCCAUCUUUCGUCGUCCCUCCAGGGUCUGUGCACCAUCCGAGCCUUCGGAGGAGAGGAGAGACUAACCAAAGCCUUUGACUCGCACCAGGACCGACACUCAGAGGCCUGGUUUCUCUUCCUGAUGACCUCCCGCUGGUUUGCCCUCCGUCUGGACAGCAUUUGCUCCGUCUUCAUCACCGUAGCGACAUUUGGGUGCAUUUUACUCCGAGAUGGUUUGGAGGCCGGCGAGGUGGGCCUCGUGCUGACGUACGCUGUGACGCUUAUCGGAAACUUCCAGUGGACUGUGAGGCAAAGUGCAGAGUUAGAGAACACGAUGACAUCGGUGGAGAGGGUGGUGGAGUACACCGAGCUCAAGAGCGAAGCGCCCUGGGUAACCCCGACGCGACCUCCUCGCGAUUGGCCCAGCCGAGGCCAGGUUACCUUUGACCGGGUGCAUUUGGCGUAUCGCGUGGACGGCCCUCUCAUCCUCAAGGACAUCAAUGCCGUCUUCCGCCCGAACGAGAAGGUGGGCGUUGUGGGGCGGACGGGAGCCGGGAAAAGCUCUUUGGUGGCUGCUCUCUUUCGUCUGGCGGAGCCACAAGGGAACAUCUACAUCGAUGGCGUCUUGACGUCCGAGUUGGGCUUGCACGACCUGCGACAGAAGAUGUCGAUCAUACCUCAGGACCCGCUGCUUUUUACGGAUACUGUGAGGAAGAACCUGGACCCCUUUAACCAGCACACAGAUGUUGACCUGUGGAAGGCUCUGGAGCAGGUCCAGCUCAAGUGCAUGGUGGAGGAACUGCCCACCAAGUUGGAGACGGUUCUCGCCGAGUGCGGCUCCAACUUCAGCGUCGGUCAGAGGCAGCUGGUGUGUCUGGCCAGAGCCAUCCUGAGAAAGAACCGCAUCCUCGUCAUUGACGAGGCCACGGCCAACGUGGACCCCAGAACGGACGAGCUGAUCCAAGUAACGAUUCGACGGGAGUUCCGAGACUGCACCGUGUUCACCAUCGCUCAUCGACUCAACACCAUCAUCGACAGCGAUCGCAUCUUGGUGCUCGAUGAGGGCAGAAUCCAAGAGUUGGAUCACCCUUUUAACCUUCUUCAGAACAAAGAUGGUGCUCUGUACAGGCUGGUCCAGCAGUUGGGCCCAGCGGACGCCGAAGCUUUGUUGGAGGCGGCGAAACAGGCAGGAAGCAAAGGCGACCUGACCGGCCAAAGCUGAGGGAACGGCGACCACUCAAAAUUGCGGAUGCAAGCGGCCACGGCGGAAACACUGAGUGAGGUUUGUCGGGGUUUGAAGACAUUCAAGAAGUGAUCUUUCAAACUCGGAGGUUUGAUUUUGGAGCUGGAAAGGUUUGAAAGCUUCACUUUUAUCACUUAGUUUACUCCAAAGUUUGAACCAUUGCGUCCAUGAGAUGUCGGUUGAAUAUAAAAGAACUCUGUGUAGGUGAAUGCAACGGGUGUUUCAAGGACAAUUUACAGCCCGAAGAAGUAUUAAUCAUUAGCUCUUCAACAUCGUCGGGGGGGGGGGGUCCAUUGCGUUUGAUCAGUGUUGAUUGAAUGAUUGAAUCUGGAAUGGAAAAGCCUUUGGAAGGACAAGCGUCUCACUGGUUUAACUUUGUCGUCCUACGAAAAAAUAAUUGCCGUUCCCGUCUGCAUUUUCCUUUACAAUCUCAAACUUUUAAGACGCUUUAGAACCGUCCGUCCGUGCCUCGGAUUCCCGAGAAAUCCACCCCGAAAUAUCGCCAUGACCCUUGGGAAGGACGCCCGUUGUGAAUCUGCCAGAGUUUGAGAAGGUGUCAGGCAAACAGGCAGCCAAAGAACCAUACUGGCUUCAAUCUGAGAUGCGGAGAGAACUGACUCAGAGCUCACCCGGCAAGUCCUCCAAACGUCCGCAAAGCAGAGAACAAACUCUGCCAUCGGCGCUCUUGACGGGGACGUCAACCAGAGUUGAUGGUCCACCACAAGAAGAGCCAAAUGCCACACGCACACACCACAACUCGCGCUGGCGGGACCUCAUCACCUUGCGACGACAAUCACACUAUGGGAACAAGAAGACUCCUUUUCGAGACAAUUUUGAGUGUUCCGUUAGCUUGCUGUGCAUGUUAUUGGAAUGUGGGAGGAAACUGGAGUACCCAGAGAAAACCCACGCAGGCACGGGGAAAACAUGCAAACUCCACACAGGAAGGCUACAGCCGGGAAUCGAACCCUGCACCUGCGCACUGUGAGGCGGACGUGUUCACCAGUAACCGACUGUGCC
Messenger RNA from Hippocampus comes (tiger tail seahorse), 5062 nucleotides. RefSeq names its product multidrug resistance-associated protein 4-like. The coding region runs from base 149 to 4024 and encodes 1291 amino acids. Gene Ontology annotation, cellular component: plasma membrane. Lineage: Eukaryota; Metazoa; Chordata; Actinopteri; Syngnathiformes; Syngnathidae. The transcript has 31 exons. The record is from RefSeq and is a predicted model, not a curated record. Gene Ontology annotation, molecular function: ATP binding; ATP hydrolysis activity; ABC-type transporter activity. Gene Ontology annotation, biological process: transmembrane transport.